Molecule: messenger RNA, 1694 nt
Organism: Pyrus x bretschneideri (Chinese white pear)
Lineage: Eukaryota; Viridiplantae; Streptophyta; Magnoliopsida; Rosales; Rosaceae
Product: ferredoxin--NADP reductase, root isozyme, chloroplastic
Exons: 5
Coding region: 327-1460 (377 amino acids)
Molecular function (GO): oxidoreductase activity
Source: RefSeq, a predicted model, not a curated record
UAUCAAUGCCAAAUGCGACCAUGCAACGGAUCGUAUGAUGCAGAAUAAAUUAUUUCAAGUUGUCAGGUCGGGUGAAGCAUCGCAGUGAGAGAGAGAGAGAGAGAGAGAGAGAGAGAGAGAGAGAGAAAGAGAGCCCGAGGAGGCAUAGCAAAAACCCGACCUUUGGGACUCUCGGAGGGAUCACCUUUCUCCCCGUCUUUCCCCAACGACUCUUCUGCUUGCAGAUUCUUGUGCAUGAUCCAACUCCCCCAUCACCUAUAUUAACUCCUCACGCCACCCGCAAGACCUCUCAAUUCAGAGUUCAGACCGCCCUCGAUCAUCCAAUCAUGUCUCAUUGGGCUCUCUCUCAGGGUUCACUGACUGUUCCUGUUGCAAGUGAUUUCUCCCUCAGAAGAUCUGUGUUCAAGGCACGAAGUGUUAACUUUAAUGAUAAAUCAUGGGCACCUAUUUUACCCUUGGACUUGAAGACGAAGAAUGGGCAGCUGAGAAAUCAGCGCAUUGUAUGCAUGUCGGUGCAACAAGCUAGUGCACCUAAAGUUAAUGUAGCUCCUUUACAACUUGAGGAUGCUAAUGAGCCCCCAUUAAAUAUAUACAAGCCUAAGGAACCUUAUACUGCAACCAUUCUUUCUGUUGAGAGGAUUGUCGGCCCAAAGGCUCCUGGUGAGACUUGCCAUAUUGUUAUUGAUCAUGGUGGUAAUGUGCCCUACUGGGAAGGGCAAAGUUAUGGUGUAAUUCCUCCUGGUGAAAACCCAAAGAAACCUGGGGCUCCACACAAUGUUCGUCUUUACUCAAUUGCAUCCUCAAGGUAUGGAGACUAUUUUGAUGGCAAGACAACCAGUUUGUGUGUCCGCCGUGCUGUCUACUAUGACCCUGAGACAGGAAAGGAGGAUCCUUCCAAGAAUGGUGUAUGCAGCAACUUUUUAUGCAACUCCAAACCUGGUGAUAAAAUUAAGAUCACAGGGCCUGCUGGCAAGAUCAUGCUUUUGCCUGAAGACGACCCAAAUGCCACCCACAUUAUGAUCGCCACUGGCACUGGUGUUGCCCCAUACAGAGGUUACCUUCGUCGCAUGUUCAUGGAAUCUGUUCCCAAAUUCAAGUUUGGCGGCCUUGCAUGGCUAUUCCUCGGUGUGGCCAACACUGAUAGUCUCCUCUAUGAUGAAGAAUUCACCAAGUAUCUCAAAGACUACCCUGAUAAUUUCCGGUAUGACAUAGCACUUAGCAGAGAACAGAAGAACCAGAGAGGAGGGAAGAUGUAUGUUCAGGAUAAAAUUGAGGAGUAUAGUGACGAGAUCUUUAAGCUACUGGAUAAUGGGGCCCACAUAUACUUCUGCGGGCUCAAGGGUAUGAUGCCCGGGAUUCAAGAGACCUUGAAGAGGGUUGCAGUUGAAAGAGGGGAAAGCUGGGAGGAGAAGCUUUCACAACUGAAAAAGAACAAGCAAUGGCAUGUGGAGGUCUACUGAUAAGGCACUGUUUCUGAACUGAUUUGUGUCUCUUUCUCGAGAAAAUGUUGGAAGUCUCUUAUGCUAGGUAAAGUUUUCUUCUUUCUUUGUUGUAAGUUGCCCAUUUGACAGCUUUAGUUAAGGAACUUGAGUAACAAUAGCAUUCAUCUGUAGCAUUAGACAAAGAGCCAAGCCGUCAUCUUGGCCGCACCAAUUUGUGAAACCCUUUUUAUUGUUGAUUGAUGUUUCAUCUUA